Capsella rubella is the source of this 1361-nucleotide messenger RNA. Its product is annotated as lanC-like protein GCR2. Lineage: Eukaryota; Viridiplantae; Streptophyta; Magnoliopsida; Brassicales; Brassicaceae. The record is from RefSeq and is a predicted model, not a curated record. The transcript has 6 exons. Gene Ontology annotation, biological process: carbohydrate metabolic process; peptide modification. Gene Ontology annotation, cellular component: plasma membrane. The coding region runs from base 30 to 1262 and encodes 410 amino acids.
CAACCGCUUAAUGAGAGAGACUGAGAGAGAUGGGAGAACGUUUUUUCCGAAACGAGAUGCCGGAGUUUGUACCGGAAGAAUCCACCGGAGAUGAGGAAGCUGUUUCCGGAGGUAAAGAUUCGUUGACGAAAUUGCUCUCACUUCCGUACAAAUCAUUCUCCAAGAAGCUUCAUAGACUUGCUCUAAGCCUCAAAGAUACGGCAGUGUUGGAGACAUGGGAACGAUCUGGAAAACGUGUUCGAGACUAUAGUCUGUAUACUGGAGUUCUUGGGACGGCUUAUCUCAUGUUCAAGUCUUAUCAAGUGACUAGAAACAAAGAUGAUCUUAAGCUAUGCUUAGAGAUUGUUGAGGCUUGUGAUGUAGCUUCAAGAGAUUCUGAGCGUGUGACAUUCAUAUGUGGUCAUGCUGGUGUAUGUGCUCUUGGUGCUGUUGCAGCAAAGCAUCUCGGUGAUGAUCAGUUGCGGGAUCGUUACUUAGCCUGUUUCAGUGAGAUUAGGCUUCCUAGUGACUUGCCAUACGAGUUGCUAUAUGGUAGAUCAGGAUACUUGUGGUCAUGUUUGUUCUUGAACAAGCAUAUUGGUCAGGAGAGUGUACCAUCUACAAGAAUGAGGUCAGUGGGUGAGGAAAUCUUCAGGGCAGGAAGACAACUCGGGAAAAGAGGAAGUUGUCCGUUGAUGUAUGAGUGGCACGGCAAGAAGUACUGGGGUGCUGCACAUGGUUUAGCCGGGAUCAUGAAUGUUCUGAUGCAUAUGGAACUUGAACCAGAUGAAAUCCAAGAUGUCAAAGGUACAUUGACCUAUAUGAUACAAAACCGGUUUUCUAGUGGAAAUUACCCAUCUAGUGAAGGAAGUGAAUCAGAUCGCCUUGUUCACUGGUGUCACGGUGCUCCUGGUGUUGCUCUUACACUUGUAAAGGCAGCUCAGGUUUUUAAGACAAAGGAAUUCGUAGAGGCAGCAAUGGAGGCAGGAGAAGUCGUGUGGAACCGUGGAUUGCUUAAACGGGCAGGUAUCUGUCACGGUAUCACUGGAAACACAUACGUGUUUCUUUCUCUAUACCGGUUAACAGGAAAACCAGAGUAUCUGUACCGAGCAAAAGCUUUCGCGUCUUUCCUCAUGGAUAAAUCAGAGAAGUUCAUCUCAGAAGGUAAAAUGCAUGGAGGAGAUAGACCCUUCUCUCUCUUUGAAGGUAUCGGAGGAAUGGCUUACAUGUUUCUAGACAUGAACGAUCCAAGACAAGCUGUGUUUCCAGGCUAUGAGCUCUAAAAGGUAUAUAUAAUGUAUAAACCUUACCAAGUAACAAUAAAGCGUAGAUACUGAAUGUAGUAGAAUAGCUGUCUAUAUUAUAUAAUAAAAUUUUAUACA